GAUUCUUUUGACACCUGGAGGGCCGUGCCCGGCACAAUGGCGCCCUUAAAGCUCUUUUGCUCGCUCAGUUCUUGGUAGAUCUCUAAAUCCACGGUUCUCUAUCGAAAUCAGCUCACAUCAUUGAAAGAUCAUUUUGAAGACAUGUCUUGCUGAAAAGACAACAGAGAAAACUUUUACGAAUGGGAUGAACACGCUUCAACUUCCUGACUACCUACUGCAGUUUGAAUGUUGACAUUACCCAGUUGGCACAGUGACCUAGUGAUGUACCUGUUUCCACAGUACCUUAUUUCUGUGUGCUUGUCUUGAUUAAAGAAUUCAAAGUGGAGUACCGCAAACUUGAUAUGGAUAAUAAAAAGAAAGACAAGGACAAAUCUGAUGAUAGAAUGGCUCGGCCUAGUGGUCGAUCGGGACACAACACUCGAGGAACUGGGUCUUCAUCGUCUGGAGUUUUAAUGGUUGGACCUAACUUCAGAGUUGGGAAAAAAAUCGGGUGUGGCAAUUUUGGAGAAUUACGAUUAGGGAAAAAUUUGUACACGAAUGAAUAUGUGGCAAUAAAACUGGAGCCCAUGAAGUCCAGAGCACCACAGCUACACUUGGAGUACAGAUUCUACAAGCAGUUAGGAUCUGGAGAUGGCAUACCUCAAGUUUACUAUUUUGGCCCCUGUGGUAAAUACAACGCUAUGGUGCUGGAGCUGCUGGGGCCGAGCUUGGAGGACUUGUUUGACUUGUGUGACAGGACGUUCUCCCUUAAAACCGUUCUCAUGAUAGCUAUACAGCUGAUUUCGCGCAUGGAAUAUGUUCAUUCAAAGAACUUGAUAUACAGAGAUGUAAAACCCGAGAACUUCUUAAUAGGACGGCCAGGAAACAAAACCCAGCAAGUUAUUCAUAUUAUAGAUUUUGGUUUGGCAAAGGAAUAUAUUGAUCCAGAGACAAAGAAACACAUACCGUACAGAGAACACAAGAGCCUUACUGGGACAGCUAGAUAUAUGAGCAUAAACACACAUUUAGGAAAAGAACAAAGUAGAAGAGAUGAUUUAGAAGCGCUAGGUCAUAUGUUCAUGUAUUUUCUGAGAGGCAGUCUUCCUUGGCAAGGCUUAAAGGCUGACACAUUAAAAGAGAGGUAUCAGAAAAUCGGAGAUACAAAACGGGCGACACCAAUAGAAGUGUUAUGUGAAAAUUUUCCCGAAAUGGCAACCUAUCUUCGUUAUGUAAGAAGGCUAGAUUUUUUUGAAAAGCCAGACUAUGACUACCUAAGGAAGCUAUUUACUGACUUGUUUGAUCGAAAAGGAUACAUGUUCGAUUAUGAAUAUGACUGGAUUGGUAAACAGUUGCCUACACCAGUGGGUACAGUUCAACAAGAUCCUGCUUUGUCAUCGAACAGAGAAGCACAUCCACACAGAGAUAAGAUGCAACAAUCCAAAAACCAGUCGGCAGACCACAGGGCAGCUUGGGACUCCCAGCAGGCAAAUCCCCACCAUUUGAGAGCUCACCUUGCAGCAGACAGACAUGGUGGCUCGGUACAGGUUGUAAGUUCUACAAAUGGAGAACUGAACACAGAUGACCCUACUGCAGGACGUUCAAAUGCACCCAUCACAGCUCCUACAGAAGUGGAAGUGAUGGAUGAAACCAACUGCCAGAAAGUGUUGAACAUGUGGUGCUGCUGUUUUUUCAAAAGAAGGAAAAGGAAAACCAUACAGCGCCACAAGUGACUCUGGACACAGACAGACCGCGGGGAGCUUCGUCCAUGUUCAUCCGCCGUCUUGUGAUCGAGAUCCUCUCUGUCGUGACCACAUAUAUUUUCAAGGACUCGCUCUUAGAAACAAAACUGUCAUACUUUCAUACUUCAUUCUGUGGUUGUCUUACAUUCAUAUUGUUUUCUAAUUUAACUUUUACGGAAGCUUUAAAGUUUUGUCAAAACACGAGUGCUCUGCCCAUCCGACGGGAGUGGACCAGUGAGGCGGUGUUGGCGAGUGCAGCCCCGUAGAGCGUUUUUCAGAAGCUCCUCUCCUGUUGUAGAAAGCAGUAUCGUAUUGUAAAUGUCAACCAGCUAUAAAUCUAAUCUGUUUUUUUUUUUUUAUAACUUCUGAAAGAGCAUAAUUACACAGGAAUUUUCUUCCCAGCGGAUAACGCAACAGAGAACACAUUUAAGAGAAAGCUUUUUCCUUGAGAAGUUCCUAUUUGGUGACAUCUGCGUUGAUUUCAGUAUUAUUGAUGGUACUGUUAUUUGUGAAUCAUAUUAACAUCCUCUCUGUGAAAUCGUGGCACAGUCACUGCCCAGAGGCACUGAGGAACACGUUCUGUGGGCCCCGCAGAUGGAAGUGGGAAACGAGUCACGAGCCGCGUGGUAAAUGUGAUCUCUGCUCUUGUAACCAGACACCAAGCACCGUGCUGCAGAGGUGGCAAAAGCGCUUAUUUUUUAAAAAUGCAGAAUAUUUGUAUAAUGUUAACAUUAUGCUUCCAGAUAAUAAUGUAUGUUAGACAGCAAGAAACGAGUCCUUUGAGAAGUGAUGUAUGUUGGAGUUUUUAAGAAGUACGUACACUAAAGAGAAGAAUAAAUGUGAACCUCAUUGCAAUGUGUAAGGUCGAAGCCCGAGGAGGUCCCGCUGAAACUUACUGCUGAAUGGUUACACUCUUCCUUGAGCAAAAACUUGGGAUGUGCCAUGCAAUGGUGUCUGUUUAUUAAUUAUUUUGCUUUUUGAUAAAAAAAAAAAAAGACCCCCAGCAAUAAAAACUGGGUCACUCUAUUGCCCUAUGAGCACAUUCGUCUCUUGUAUUCAACUUUGCUGGUUCUCUGGAAUUUUCCUACUCUUUAGCAUAAUUUUGAUGAUUGAAAAGUGUUUUGGAGAGGGUGGGUCAGGUGCUUUGCCUCCAUAGUCUUUUGAAGUGCCUGGGUAUGAAGAGAGUAACAGUUCUGUGAAAACACUUCAUCCCACUCUUCAAGUGCGCGUUGCUUUAAGCCAUAAAGACACAGGUGUACUUUUGUCAGAUUCUGCUUGCCAGAAUUUUCAAAAAAGGGUUAAGGAAAAAAAAAAAAAGAAAAGGAAAAAAAAAAAAAGACCGGCUCGAAAAAUAAUUACGUCGAUUAACUCUCAAAUUUACCUUCUAUUUAUAAAACACUCCUUCCACGUAGUCUCUUGUCUUUGAGUCUAUGCCUCCAGGCAUACCUAUUUAUUUUUAUUGUCUCAAGGUAACAUUUUAAAUGUGUAUUAAAGUAAAUCACAUUUUUAAAUUUCAUUUUUGUGUCUACAAGGAUUUAAUUAUACUUUAUAAGUUAUUUUUCUUAUUAGCCAAAAAUUCAGUGCAUCGUGUCUGAUGAAUUAGGCACCCGGAUGAACACCAAGAUCAGGGCAGUGACUGUCAUUGUUGCUCUGAAUCCUACAAGUGAUCUCUUCUUGAUUUUAAAGACUCACACGCAGCACAGAAACAGGUGCUGUAUAGCUGGGUUGCCAGUUUCCAUUGUUGGCCUACUGUCGUGUUGUCUUCGACUACAGAGUUCCGUACUGAGUUUUUAUUUUUGUUUGCUUUGAGCAAGGUAGAUGGAUGUUUCUUUCGGCUACUAUAAUGUGAAACCACUUCUUUCUUUACAGUAUUUGACCAAAUUGAUGUGUCUAUGAUAUUUGUAAAUACAUGCGAUAUCUGUAUUUCUUAUCAUAAGCCUAUUUAGUUUUCUUCUCAGUAGGGUUUUUUGGACUGUACAGUGUUUAUAUGAUCUGAACUCCUUAUACAUAAGAAGGUGUGUAUAUUAAUCCAAUUAUGGACUUAAGAUAUUUUAAAAGUAUAAAUACCCUUAUUUGCUGCAAAGACCAGUGUGUAGACAUUUGCUUUUUAGCAAUAUUUUUAAGUGCUCCAUUUUAAUACCAAGGAGUAAGUCUUUUGGCAACACAAACUGGUCGAUACUAGGUAAUGCAGGUAUGUUCAGGUUAAGCCAACAAUGUUUUGCAUUUUUAUGCUUCUUUUCUGUCAACACUAACGAAGUCAACGUUGCCUGAAUGUCUGAAUAAUGAAACACAUCCCUGUUUAAAAGUAUGUAACUGAAAAAGAAAUUAAAAAUAAAGGUAGUUUUUUUUAAA
This is a messenger RNA of Tupaia belangeri chinensis (Chinese tree shrew), 4070 nucleotides long. RefSeq names its product casein kinase 1 gamma 3 (gene CSNK1G3). Gene Ontology annotation, molecular function: protein serine/threonine kinase activity; ATP binding. NCBI's taxonomy places the organism in Eukaryota, Metazoa, Chordata, Mammalia, Scandentia, Tupaiidae. The transcript is spliced from 14 exons. The coding region runs from base 342 to 1709 and encodes 455 amino acids. Gene Ontology annotation, biological process: protein phosphorylation. The record is from RefSeq and is a predicted model, not a curated record.